Molecule: messenger RNA, 261 nt
Organism: Protopolystoma xenopodis
Lineage: Eukaryota; Metazoa; Platyhelminthes; Monogenea; Polystomatidea; Polystomatidae
Source: the annotation of a GenBank genome assembly
AUGUCGGCCGAGAUUGAAGCGAAAACCGGCCAAUUCUGGCCAGGCAACGCCUAUCAGCCGCUGUGGGCACCGCAACUGGGCUCCAUACAGGCCUGGCCGGGCUCCAUCCUGUCCUACGUGGACCGCGCCGGCAGUCAGCUGACGCCCGGCCUCGGGGCGUUGGGCCGAGUGCCCGCGGGCCCAGCCUCCUUUGGCAACUUCUACUACCCGAACUAUCCAGGCCUUGGCUACGCGUAUCCGCCCGGGCCGCAACGGCUUUAG